This is a messenger RNA of Striga asiatica, 321 nucleotides long. Lineage: Eukaryota; Viridiplantae; Streptophyta; Magnoliopsida; Lamiales; Orobanchaceae. The record is from the annotation of a GenBank genome assembly.
AUGUAUAUUGGCCAGGUUACCAAAAAAAACAAAGGUGGUGUAGAGAAAUCAAGUGAUGCAACACAAAAACAUGAGAAAAAUGCAAAUGCCAAGAUGUUACCACCGGCAGAAGAGGACUUGAUGAAAAGUGUGAUUUCAUAUGAGGAUUUGAUUGCAACAAUUGAGAGCCGACUGACAGAGGAUAUAUCAGACCACUCUUCAGUAGAAUACCCACCAGCUCCAAGUCAAUUGUGGUGGAGAGUGGGAAAAAAAUUCUUGGACAUAUCUCAAAAUAGCCAGACACAAGUGCAAUUUAAGAAAUGGAAAGAGAAAAUGAAGUAG